AUGUUUUUUUCAAUCAAAACAUAAACUCGUCUUUUAAUUGAAUCGUUUCGUCAGUUGAUUGCAAUAAAAGUGAGACUUUUUUGUAUCAUAUUUUUGAUGGCAAACAAUGAACACACAGAAUGAAGACUACGAAGACAUCAAUAUUGACAGUAAGGAUGAGUCCAAGAAUGAUGAGAUCGAUGGCGAAGACGACGAUAUUGUCGACGCUCAGGAAGAUGUGACCGAAGAUGACGAUGAGUUACAAGCGAUGGCCCAACAGUUGAGUAUAGAUUACGCCAAUUACUUCAGAUUUGACAUCACUUGUGAGAAGAAGGAAACUGAAGACGCCAUCGAAGAUCUUUUAACACAUUUGGAAGAGUUUUGCGGAUUAAUUGAUAUGAUUAGGAAUGACAAUAAUAUUUGUCUCGAAGAAGUGGUCAAUAAGAUAACGGAAAAAUCCAAAAUCAUGGACGAAGUCUACUCUAAAAUCGAUAGAUUGGAACAAUUUGUCGAAAUUGUCAAAAAAUGUGUCGACGAUAUGGACACUGAAUUAACUAAAGCGGAACAGCUUUUCGGUGAUAACAAUAACAACAAUCGGGUCAAGAAGUUUUUCAAUUCUUUUAUUGGCAACACUUCUAAACAAAAUGAUUUCAAACGACUUGAUGUCAGUUAUGAACCAAAAGAGAUCUUUAGAACCGAUGAUUAUAUUAAGAGCUGUGAUUUCGAAGCUGUUCCACAAUCCGAUGGCCAAUCAUCUAGUCGUAGCUCAAACACUAACAAUGGUUCUAUAAAAUCAGCUAUUGUUUAGCAGCCAAUUUCAAUUGCCUUCUUUGAUAUCAUUGUUAUUCAAACUUUGAAAAUAACAUUUAUUACAAAUAUUUAUACGAAUGUAAAA
Oppia nitens is the source of this 874-nucleotide messenger RNA. It is a transcript of the gene Blos4, whose product is annotated as biogenesis of lysosome-related organelles complex 1 subunit 4-like. The record is from RefSeq and is a predicted model, not a curated record. The coding region runs from base 107 to 787 and encodes 226 amino acids. The transcript is spliced from 2 exons. Gene Ontology annotation, cellular component: BLOC-1 complex. NCBI's taxonomy places the organism in Eukaryota, Metazoa, Arthropoda, Arachnida, Sarcoptiformes, Oppiidae.